Molecule: messenger RNA, 1662 nt
Organism: Orbilia oligospora ATCC 24927
Lineage: Eukaryota; Fungi; Ascomycota; Orbiliomycetes; Orbiliales; Orbiliaceae
Exons: 3
Coding region: 1-1662 (553 amino acids)
Biological process (GO): thiamine biosynthetic process
Cellular component (GO): cytoplasm
Molecular function (GO): ATP binding; hydroxyethylthiazole kinase activity; magnesium ion binding
Source: RefSeq, a predicted model, not a curated record
AUGUCCGAGCAAGCCGCAAUGAUGUCAGAUGCCGCCAAGGGCCCGGCAGUUGAAAUGUCAACCUCAACUUCUAUGGUUCCAACAUCCCCCACCAAACCAAAGUUCGACUUAACUCUAUAUUUGGUAACUUCUUCGUCUCUUCUUCCUCAAAAUUGUACCCUUGAGUCGCAUAUUGAGGCCGCUAUCAAAGGCGGUGUUACAAUUGUACAACUCCGUGAGAAGAAUCUUGAUACUGCGCCGUUUAUUGCGCUUGGGAAGCGCAUUCACUCGAUCACCAAGAAAUAUGGCGUCCCAUUACUUAUCAAUGAUCGAGUCGAUGUUGCAUUGGCGGUCGGGUGUGAAGGCGCCCAUAUCGGAUGGGAUGAUAUGGACUACAAUACUGCUCGCAAUCUCCUCGGGCCGACCGCCAUAAUUGGUUUAUCAGUAUCAAACGUGACCCAGGCGUCUCUCGCCGCCUCUACUACUGCGGACUAUAUUGGCAUCGGGCCAAUAUUCCCUACCCGAACAAAACCAGAUGCCUCAGCUCCCCUCUACCCUUCCGGCCUACGCCAAAUCCUUGGACUGAUCUCUUCAAAAAGACCGGAGCUUCCCUCCGUGGCUAUCGGCUCUAUCAACGCGGCCAACUUACAAGCCGUCCUCUAUAAAUCCCGACCGACAGAGGGACUACCUCUCGCCGGAGUAGCGGUUGUAAGCGCAAUCAUAUCAUCCACCGACCCAGAAUCCGCAGCUUCUGGAUUACUCUCCCUCUACAAAUCCCCACCACUAUGGGCAUCACCACCACCAUCUCAAUCAACAGCAUUCAACCACUUCUACCUCCCACUAAUCCUCGACAAAGUCGUUACUAUACUCCGAACAAUCAAAGAGCAUAAACCAUUAGUCCAUCAUAUCACCAACGCAGUGGUGAAGAACUUUAGUGCAAAUGUAACGUUGGCUGUGGGCGGAAGUCCAAUAAUGUCGGAUAAUCUGGAGGAAGUAGCUGAUUUAGCUGCGAUCGCGCCGCACUCGGCUUGUCUUGUGAACAUGGGUACUUCUGGGCCUGGAGAGAGAAGAUUGUAUUUACAGGCUAUAAGGGAGAACAAUAAAACGGGGAAGCCAGUGGUGUUUGACCCUGUUGGUGCUGGUGCGACUGGGAUGAGGAAAGAGACGGUUAGGUGGGUGUUGGAUGAGUGUGGAUAUGUGGAUGUCAUCAAAGGGAACGAAGGCGAGAUCAGAACAAUAGCUGGAGAAGGAAUCAGAAUGAAGGGUGUGGAUUCAGACUCAGCAGGGGGGAUUGAUGAUUUGAUAAAAGUUGUGAAGGGUGUCGCUGGGAGAGAGAGAAACGUGGUAGUCACAACCGGUGUUACAGAUGUACUGUCAGACGGAGUCAGAACCGUCCUAGUGAAUAACGGACAUCCAUUCCAAGCCCUAGUCACGGGAAUGGGAUGUGCCCUUGGAUCGGUUCUUUGCGCAGCUCUGGCAGUCAAUAAGGAUGAUAAGUUGAUGAGCUGUUUGGCAGCGGUUUUACUUUACAAUGUUGCCGCGGAAAGAGCAGUCAAAAAGGAUGGGUCUAGAGGCCCUGGCUCAUUUUCAGCAGCAUUUUUGGACGAGCUUUACGAAAUAGGCGAGAUAUGUGCUAGAGGAGAGAGUGGUUGGCUUGAUGGUGUCAAAGUAGAGUUUAUGUGA